AUGGCAGACUAUUCUGGAGCGGAUGCAACUGUUCAGGCAACAAAUGACAGCUCCAUUGUGAGUAAGGCAAGCACAGCAGCUGCAGGAUACUUUGAGGAUGCUUUUGUUGGUCAUGUGGCAGUGCGUGGGCCCAAAGGACGCCUCAUUCGAAGGUCGCCGUUGGUGCAUAGAUGUUACUAUGUUCGUCACUUGGGAGUCUUCCAGAUGCAGGAGACAUUUCUUCGCAGUUGUAUCUCUCCAGGAGAUCCUUACAACGUGGUGGUUUUAGGGGCUGGCUUUGACACCGGUGCUUUGAGGCGUGGCUGGCCUCAAGGACUUCGUGGUUACUUUGAAGUCGACUUUCCAGCGGUGCUGUCCCGAAAAGCAGCUCUGCUGCGGCAGGCGCAGGUCCUGAGACCUGACUGGUUGCACAGCUGUGGAGCGGAUUUGCGAGACACUGCUGAAGUGGAAGCAUCUCUGAAACAUGCAGGUGUUGAUUUCCAAGUGCCUACCCUUUUGAUUGCUGAAGUGGUUCUAGCAUACAUGGAAUACAAAGAGGGCAACGCACUCAUUGAAUGGGUCGCAAAGUCUUUUCCAAACUGCCUGUUUGGUGUCUACGAGCAAAUCGGCCCACAUGAUCCCUUCGGGAGAUUCAUGCGCAGGCACUUCAUUCAGCGCCAAUGUCCCUUGCGAGCCUUGCUUUUCGCUCCGGACCUAGAGGCUCAAAGAUCGCGCUUCCGCUCGUUCGACCGUGUGGAUGCUGCAAACAUGACUUCCAUACUUGCAGCAGCACCAAGAGACGAACUCGCUCGAGCCUUUCAAUUGGAAGCAUUCGAUGAAUUUGAGGAGUUUCACUUGAAAUGUGUGCACUAUUUUUGCCUCGCUGCCAUGUCUGGAACCUGCACCCGAGCGAAGCGACAGUGGGAAGACUCCGAGUCAAGUCACACUCUUGGAAAGUCUGUAUCCAUUUCGGCCUCUGAAGUGGGCAUUCCAAGGUUUGGCCUUGCGGCUUCGUACUCUAAUGGGCAUUUAGUGAUAUGUGGAGGGCAAGGAACUUUCAACACCACAGCAUCUGAUGCUCCCCAUGGACGUCAACAGUCAAUCAUGCACCUGAAACUUGAGACCCCAUUUGAUGGGAACUUGAGAUGCAAGGACAAGAUAUUCCAAGAAGUUGGUGAGCAUUCUUCUGCAAUGUACUGUACAUCUACCGUCGUAGACUCUCAGAUCUUUUUCUUCGGCGGCCGACUCGCUCCACAACGACCUACCGCAGCAUUGUCCAUGUGCACAAUUGCAGAAAGCUGUGAAAACUCUCCGGUUGUGAAGCAAGUCCCUCAAAGCAAUCCAUGGCCAACAGCCCGGUGGCGUCACACUGCUACGAAGAUCAACAUUGGAGGACCUGGUUUGCUGAUCCUCGGCGGAAUUGGGGAGACUGUCCUCAGCUUGGAGGAAGCCUGGUUCUUGGACACUGAGUCCUUGACUUGGCAACAUUUCUCAGUAGAACCUGCAUUGGAUGGUAGUUUUCCGGCCCCUCGGCACUCACAUGCAGCUGCACUUGGGUCUGGAGGUGUUUUGGUUUGUGGAGGCCUUGAUGCCGAGGAGCAAAUUUUGGGCGAUGCAUGGACGUUGCAUGCCGUGUUUGAUGGCUGCUUCAAACUUGCAUGGCGACGGGCUUUGUCUCCUUUGCCCCAGCCCAGGUAUGGCCACAGUUUACACGAACAUUUGGGUCAUUUCAUCGUGGUUGGGGGCAUAGAAGCAAGAUAUGGCCCUGCUCCUGUUUGUGCCUAUGGAAAGCCUCUGGACAUCCAGUGUGACGCAAUGAAAGAUGGUGGUGAGCCGGAGAUCUUUAUGUGGCACAACUUGGCAUCAGUCUUGUUGGAAGGCACGGGGUACCUUCUCGUCAUUGGGGGAGGAGGCAACUGCUUUUCCUUUGGAACGCACCUGAACCAAUCAGCUCGACUGUUGACCUUGCUGGCUGCCUAUGGUUUGCAGUCUGCCUCGCAAAAGUCAAGUGUGCUGGGGAAGUUUGCAAGGCAUACACUCACCAUUCCGCUUGUGGUGGAAACAUCUGGCAGCGCUGCUGACAGGCUGAAGACCCCACAGGAAGCGAGCACAGCAACUGAUGCAUGGAACGAGCAGAUUGCCACAUUUAGAGCCGGCGCCAUGGCAAUUCAUCUUCAUAUAGAGCACCAAUUUGCAUCACCUGGGGUGCCACGAGCAUUGGCUGAAAAGAUGCCUGAAGAGCUGUACGGGCACCUGCCGUUUGCAGAGUACCAAAUUCUGAAGACUCGUAUCGAUGGAGAGUUCCGAAGUCUUGCUGCAGCAUCAGUUCAACUCAAUCCCAUGAGACUAAUACUCUAUGGCGCACAGCUGUGCAUCAUUUUGGCCAUUGUGGUCAUGGCAAUAGUAGACAUUUUCUUCUUGGAGGAGAGAUGGAUUGGUCUAUACAUCAUCGAAGUAUGCAUGGUUCUUUGUGGUACUGGCAUAGUAGCCCUUGGCUUGUUCUACUUGCAGAAGCGUCUGACGUUGGCAGCUUUGCUGGCAGAAGACAGGCUGAAGCUGCUGCUUGCUCAGCAGAUGGGAAGCUGCCCCAUGACAUUUCAGCUGACAGUCCAUCCACGAGUUCGGCAUCCGCCAAUCUAUGGAAUCACAGCAGUGCCAUUGUGUAUGCCUUUUGCGGCCUUUGAGCCGACUUGUCCACCAAUGCCCCCUGAUACAUUGCCCAAUGUGGUGGAGACGAAAGGGAACCCGAACUUUCAGAUGUGCUUUGUUGCUCAGACGAGACGGCCCACCCGUCGUUCUCAAUCUCUCAAUCUCACAGGAGUGGACAAGAACGAUAGCUUCAAGGAGGACGAGAAAUGGCUUCCGCCUGAUAUGGAAGCCACAACUCCAAUGCUAUUGAGGCAUCAAGAGAAAGUACGGCACCAACGCUUCAGUCGGAAAAAGACCUUGGACUUCCUGGAGAGAGUGCUACAAAUGCGGAUGCGAGAGGGAGACAAUGUGCUGAGCAGACCGUAUUUGGAGACCAUGAUGGAGGUUCUCAAUCAGGAGCUUGGAGAAGAAGCAUCAUGCUUUGGGAUCAAUAUUCUGGCCAGUGUGCGACGGUACGCAGCAGAGCCGGACUUCUUGAGCUUCCUGCCAUGA
Messenger RNA from Cladocopium goreaui, 3120 nucleotides. Lineage: Eukaryota; Dinophyceae; Suessiales; Symbiodiniaceae. The record is from the annotation of a GenBank genome assembly.